AUGGCUUCUCCAGGGGUCGGUGAUUUCAUUUGCAAACAAAAAUCAGCCAAAAAACUCUUAGAGAAGAUGGAGAGCGCAUUGCAGUCAAUGAAUAUGGUGCUGGAAGACGCAGAAGAAAAGCAAGUUAUGGAUUCUAAUGUGAAAAGGUGGAUUGAUAAGCUGAAAGAUGUUGCCUAUGAUGCAGAAGACAUAUUGGAUGAGAUUGCUACUGAAGCCCUCCAACGCCAGUUGCGUGCUCAAUUCAAACCCGUUGUAGGAAAGGUACGAAACUUUAUCUCUAGUACUUCCCUUGAUCCUUUUAUUCAUCGCCUAGAGCCAAAGAUUCAAGAGGUACUUGAUACACUACAAGAUCUAAAAACACAAAAGAAUUUUUUGGGUCUACAAGCUGCAGGAGUUGGAGGAAACCAAUAUCCUGAAAGGUUGACCACUUCUUACGUCUCAGAGUCAGACACUUUUGGUAGGGAUGAGGACAAGAAAAAAGUCAUUGACUUUUUGCUCUCUUCUGAUGCGAGAGGAAAUGAAAUGUGCGUGAUUGCCAUCGUUGGCAUGGGGGGAAUUGGCAAGACUACCCUUGCUCAACUGGCAUACAAUGACAUGAGUAGGGUGAAACAACAUUUCGACCUUAAAAUGUGGUUUUGUGUUUCAGAAGAAUUUGAUAGGCUCAAGAUAAUGAAAUCAAUUAUAGAUCAGGCUGCAACUUCGUCAACUCGUUCUAUUGAGGAUCCAGAGCAGCUUCGAGUUAUACUAGAGAAUAAUUUGACGGGGAAGAAAUUUCUCCUUGUUUUGGAUGAUGUCUGGAGAAGUAAGAUCCUUGUCACCACAAGGAAUGAAAGCGUUGCAUUGGCAAUGAAGGCAAUUGAAACUCAUCAUCUAAAGCUAUUACCAAAGGAUGAUUGUUGGUCACUUUUUGAAAAGCAUGCAUUUCGUAAUGGUAGCUCUAACGUUGAUCCAAAGAUAAAAGAAAUAGGUAUUCAAAUUGUGGAAAAGUGCAAAGGUCUACCUUUAGCAAUCAAAGCCACUGGCAAUCUUUUGUGGUCUAAGUCAGAUCAUGAUGAGAGAUAUUGGACGACUAUAUUGAAGAGCAAUUUAUGGGAUCUUCCCAUGAAGGGGACAUACAUUCUUCCGGCUUUGAGGUUAAGUUAUAAGUAUCUCCCCUCAUAUUUAAAAAGAUGCUUUGCUUAUUGUUCAAUAUUCCCAAAAGAUUAUAUUUUUAAGAAAGAUGAAUUAGUUUUGUUAUGGAUGGCGGAAGGCUUCUUGCAACAAUCCGAAAUAGAAACAAUGGAAGAAGUUGGCAAGCGUUACUUCAAUGCUCUUGUAUCAAGAUCAUUAUUUCAACAAUCAAGUGAAACUAACUUGGGUUUUGUAAUGCAUAAUCUUGUUAAUGACUUGGCAAAAUUUGUGUCUGGGCAAUUUGCCUUAGAGGGUGAUGGUUCAAAAGAGAUUGUGAAGAUGACUCGCUAUUUAUCAUAUUUCGGUGGAAGUUUUGAUAACUUUAAGAAGAUUGACAAGGAUCUUUACAAUGCCAAGCGGUUACGCACUUUCCUGACAUUAGAUUCGUCAGGAUGGGAUGGUGAAAUCAAAAUGCCAAGGGCAUGGUGCUUAAGAACUCUCUCUCUAUCCGGCAGACAGGGGAUAACUAACUUGCUUGAUUCAAUUUGCAAAUUGAAACAUCUACGUUAUUUGGAUUGUUCUUCCACAAAUAUUAUGAGGUUACCCGAUUCUCUGUGUAAUUUGUGCAAUUUACAAACGUUGAACUUAUCAAAAUGUCAGAAUUUGGAUAGAUUGCCAAGAGAUACAAGGAAACUCGUUAAUUUACAUCAUCUUGAAAUUGAUGAAACUAACCAACUAAAGGAGAUGCCGGUACAAAUGGGUAGACUAACAUGUCUUCAGACAUUGACCAAAUUCAUCGUCAGCAAACACAGUGGGUCUCACAUUGGAGAAUUGGGAAAACUAAUAAAGCUUGGGGGAAAGCUUUUAAUUUGGGAGCUCCAAAAUGUCAGAUCAGCCAAGGAUGCUUUGGAUGCAAGCUUGAAGGAUAAGGGUUACCUCGAGGAGUUGGCGUUACAAUGGAAUCCUUCAAACGAAGUUGGUAUUUUGCAAAGUCUAAGAAAUGUACUCGAAAAUCUGCAGCCCCAUGAAAAUUUGAAAAGUCUCACCAUCAACAACUACAGCGGGAAAGGUUUUCCAGAUUGGAUAGGAGGGCUUCCUUCAAUGUCUAAGAUAUCACAUGUGGAAUUAAGAAAUUGCAAGUAUUGUAGUGCCUUGCCACCACUUGGGCAGCUACCCUCUCUUAGUGAACUCUAUAUUGAUGGGUUGGAUGAAGUUGUUACUGUGGGUCCAGAAUUUUAUGGAAAUUGUUGUAAUUCUUCAAUGAAGCCAUUUGGAAGUUUGAAAUUUCUAAGGUUGGAAAAUAUGUUGAAUUGGGAAAACUGGUCUCAUUUGGGUGCCGAAAAUGAGGUUGAAACUUUUUCACAACUUGAAGAGUUGUAUAUUAAGAACUGCCCCAAGCUGAGAGGACGAUUGCCUGUACAUCUUCCUUCGUUAGCCAAGCUUCAGAUUAGCAAAUGUCAACAACUCGAGGCUUCGCUCCCCGUAGACUUGUUUGCAAAAUUUACCCGUCUGGAUAUAACCGGGUGUGAUAAUUUGGAAUCUCUUGCACUUCCAGAACAACAUAAGCGUGAUGGAAUAAUGGACUUCAAUAAUUGUCUUCAAGAGCUACGAAUCCGCAAUAUUCUUCCCUUGAAGAAUUGUACUUGA
Molecule: messenger RNA, 2757 nt
Organism: Juglans regia (Persian walnut)
Lineage: Eukaryota; Viridiplantae; Streptophyta; Magnoliopsida; Fagales; Juglandaceae
Product: putative disease resistance RPP13-like protein 1
Exons: 3
Coding region: 1-2757 (918 amino acids)
Biological process (GO): defense response to other organism
Molecular function (GO): ADP binding
Source: RefSeq, a predicted model, not a curated record